This is a messenger RNA of Pygocentrus nattereri (red-bellied piranha), 981 nucleotides long. It is a transcript of the gene ube2m, whose product is annotated as ubiquitin conjugating enzyme E2 M. The record is from RefSeq and is a predicted model, not a curated record. NCBI's taxonomy places the organism in Eukaryota, Metazoa, Chordata, Actinopteri, Characiformes, Serrasalmidae. The transcript has 6 exons. Bases 337 to 894 code for a protein of 185 amino acids.
UGUGCUCAGUGUCAGUGUAGCUGUUUAAAAGUGACAGAGCUGGGUGUUUGUGUGACUGUGCUCAGUGUUAGUAUAGCUGUGUAAAAGUGACAGAGCUGGGUGUUCGUGUGACUGUGUAAAAGUGACAGAGCGGGGUGUUCGUGUGACUGUGCUCAGUGGUAGUUUAGUUGUGUAAGAGUGACUGAGCUCCAGUGCUAGUGUAGUUCAGCUCAGUGCUGCUUCUCUCGGCCUGAAUGGUGUACUCACAUCCAUCUCUCUGAGCUCCAGCCUUCACCAUCAGCCCCACACGUACACAGUCAUAAAGGACACGGACUCCGGCACACAGCCACACAAAACAUGAUCAAACUCUUUUCUUUAAAACAGCAGAAAAAAGAUGAAGAAUCUGCCGGAGGAAACAGAACCGGAGCCGGGGGUAAAAAAGCAAGCGCGGCCCAGCUGCGGAUACAGAAAGAUAUCAAUGAGCUGAACCUUCCAAAGACGUGUGAGAUUGUGUUUCCUGAUCAGGAUGAUCUACUGAACUUUAAACUCAUCAUUUCACCAGACGAGGGCUUCUAUAAAGGAGGGAAGUUCGUGUUCAGCUUUAAGGUAGGACAGGGCUACCCUCACGACCCACCUAAAGUGAAGUGUGAAACAAUGGUGUAUCACCCCAACAUCGACCUGGAGGGAAACGUCUGUCUAAAUAUUUUAAGAGAAGACUGGAAGCCUGUGUUGACAAUUAACUCCAUCAUAUACGGACUACAGUAUCUAUUCUUAGAGCCAAAUCCCGAAGACCCGUUGAACAAAGAGGCUGCGGAGGUGUUGCAGACGAACCGGCGGCUUUUCGAGCAGAACGUCCAGCGGUCGCUGCGUGGCGGAUACGUGGGGGCCACCUACUUCGAGCGGUGUCUGAAAUAGUGCCCCGCCCGGCCGGCCGGCGCUCCAUACCAAGACACAUUUAUCGUUUACACACGCUGACUGACACUGACGGAGAGCGGAGGGGGG